This is a messenger RNA of Diorhabda sublineata, 3935 nucleotides long. It is a transcript of the gene TfAP-2, whose product is annotated as transcription factor AP-2-epsilon. The record is from RefSeq and is a predicted model, not a curated record. The transcript has 5 exons. Gene Ontology annotation, molecular function: DNA-binding transcription factor activity, RNA polymerase II-specific; RNA polymerase II transcription regulatory region sequence-specific DNA binding. Bases 310 to 1611 code for a protein of 433 amino acids. Gene Ontology annotation, biological process: regulation of transcription by RNA polymerase II; regulation of cell population proliferation; anatomical structure development. Gene Ontology annotation, cellular component: nucleus. NCBI's taxonomy places the organism in Eukaryota, Metazoa, Arthropoda, Insecta, Coleoptera, Chrysomelidae.
AUAUCUCCACACACGCAGUGCCUCUAACAGAACGCCUCAAUCCAACAUAUCGCGAUUGUAUUGUACAAGAUUCAAACAAUCAUCCUCCGUCGUAGUAUUUUUAUAAAUAAUCGAAGUAAAUCGAUUUUUGUUGAGGUGAAUUUCCGGUUUUGUUUACGAGGUUAGGUAUUUAUUCUUUUUUUUUUUUUUUUUUUUAAUAGGAAAUCUGUGAUAAUAAUAUUCGUAUAGAGACUGAUGUGUUUUUAAUUCUUGUGAGUGUUGUGUUCAAUUUUAUUGGGUUUUUUACGAACUAACUUUCUGGAAUAUGGAAUGAUGUCACGUUUUUACAUCAAUUCCAAUUCUUCGUUGGCUAAUUAUCAACAAUAUGAGGACCGGCUUACAGCUACCGGGCAUGGUUCCCUGACACUCAGCGGCGGCUCGCCUGGUGGCGGCUAUUCCGCGGGGGGUUCAGCCGCCCACCACCGAGCCGCCUCAGGCCUUCACCAUUCGGCAGCGGCAGCCAUGCAGCAUCAAUUACCGCAACCGGAUUUCCAACCCCCUUAUUUUCCACCACCAUUUCAUCACGCACCUAGUCCACCGCCACAACAGCACUUAGAGUACCUCACGGAUCCCUACGGGGGUCUUUCGGGGCUACACCAUUACAACCAGUUGGGCUUAAGGCCGAGAGAUGGCGAUGGUAGCCAUACACACGUUAGUCAGUUAGGUCAUGGAACGAGUUUUCCUUACAGUACCGGUCCAGGAGGAGGACGACCCGAUUAUACGACAGCGUCUCAACGACAUGACGAUCCACUUUCACUUCAUCAAGCCCUUGGUCAAGCAGUAGAAGACGCACAAGGAGGUCUAGAUGACAAUGCGGGUUUUAUUACCGACUUACCUCUACUUAAAAACAUAAAAGGAAAAGACCAUGCUGGAGGAUCCAUGGUUUCGUCCAACGACGUUUUUUGUUCGGUACCUGGUAGAUUAUCACUAUUAUCAUCAACGUCAAAGUACAAAGUAACCGUAGGGGAAGUACAACGCCGAUUAUCUCCACCGGAAUGCCUCAACGCUUCUCUUUUAGGAGGAGUACUCAGGAGAGCGAAAAGUAAGAACGGUGGACGCAUCCUCAGGGAAAAAUUGGAGAAAAUCGGUUUGAAUUUACCAGCCGGAAGGCGAAAAGCUGCCAAUGUCACGUUACUUACUUCCUUAGUUGAAGGGGAAGCUGUACAUUUAGCUAGAGACUUCGGAUAUGUAUGCGAGACUGAGUUUCCUGCUAGGCAGGUAGCGGAAUACUUCUUACGUCAAAAUGGAGAGACUUUGAGGAGAAAGGAACUUCUCCAAGCCACCAAACAAAUAACGAAAGAGCUGAUGGACCUUCUGAACCAGGACCGCUCGCCGCUAUGCAAUACUAGGCCGCAAAUAAUCUUAGAUCCAUCCAUCCAAAGACACCUGACGCAUUUUUCGUUGAUCAGUCACGGAUUCGGGGGUCCUGCUAUUGUCGCAGCUCUCACAGCUAUACAGAAUUUCUUAAACGAAUCCCUGAAACAUUUGGAUAAAGUGUUUCCUAACCAGAACGCUCAGCCGAUGUUAGUGACGUCUUCGUUGGACAAGGGGAAGCUGGAGGACAAGAAGUGACGACUUAAGAAUCUCUUGUAUGUUGUGAUCUAAUCGUCGGAUUAGUUUAAUUUUUAUAUCUAAAGUUGGUUGUGGUCAAACGCAGGUUUUUUUUUUUAAAGCGAAUAUGCAAAAAUAUGUGCAAUAUUUUAGUGAAAAUUCCAUUGUCGAUAAAGGUUUUUCGUUUAAUCUAAUCUGGUAUAUAAAAUAUUACGUUACGGACCACAAUAAUUGAUUCAUACAGUAUAUUAACGAAUUCAUAUUUAAUUCAAUUAAAAUUUCCCGCUCUCGCCAUCUAUGGUUGGUAAACUAACUAACUAGCUGUCAUUUUUCAUACAUAACCUGUAAUUGAGAAGCUUUUACGUGAAGCUAACAAUUUUGACAUUUGUAAUGACAUUUGGGAGGUACAGAACAAAAAUGAUAUGACAAAAGUGUGUCUGAAAUCAUUACUCGUGUAUCAGAGGAAAUUAUAAUCGAAAAGUUGGCAGUACAAUUCAGAUUUCCUUCUCUCGCCAUCUAUGAAUAGAAAACUGACUAACUAGCUGUCAUUUUUCAUAUGUAACCUGUAUUAAAGAAGCUUUUAUGUGACACUAACAAUUUUGACAUUUGUAAUGACAAUUGGGAGCCACAGAACUAAAUUGAUAUGACAAAAGUGUGACUGAAAUCAUUACUCGUGUAUCGGGGGAAAUUAUAAUCGAAAAGUUGGCAGUACAAUUCAGAUUUCCUUCUCUCGCCAUCUAUGAAUAGAAAACUGACUAACUAGCUGUCAUUUUUCAUAUGUAACAGAACAAAAUCUAAAUGUCAAAAGUAUCACUGAAAUACUUUGUGAACGUUGGCAACCUUGUAGCGCUAGCCGUGUGAGAUCGUUCUCAGGUGUCAAAAUUAGUAAUUCAGACGGAAUUUUUUGCCUCUUUUUUCCAUUACCUAAACAUAAUAUUGUUACCAUAUCAUUUAAUACCAAAACCAGGAAAAAAAUAGAACGUGGCAACGACGUAAAGCAACGCCAUAUUGGAUUAUCCGAACUCAAAACAUAGAGAAAAUAUAAAUAUAGAGAGAGGGAGGUAUGGGAACUGCUGGUAGAAAGAGAAAAAACAUCGUUAUACCAUUCUUUAUCUCAAACAGAAAAACAAGAAAUUUGACACAAUCACGUGAAUUCCACAACAGUAAAACAUAAACUCUGUGCAAUAUAGUUGGAAUUUUCUAUUACGCUCACAGCCAUAUUUAUAAUUGUAAACACGAGCAAAUUUAAAUUUGGCGCCAAUAUGUGAAUUAAAAGAUGGUUGAUAUGUCAGAAUCAGUAUGGCGUCAAUUUAUUACGUCAUUACUAGCGGGCCAGGAUAUUGAAGUGUAUUUCGAAAUAAUGGCUAAUUAGCUUUCGAUUGUCAAAUGUCAAAAAUUUUUGUUUUGUAUUAAACAAAUUACUUAUUCUUUCAACGAACCGUUAACACCAAUUUCGUUUUUUUUGGGGUUAUUAUACAGUUUAAAGAUUUCACAUAUAAUAUCUAGGUUAAAAAAGUUCAUAGCAAUGUUAUAGAAUAGGUAAGUACAAGGAUUUUAAUAUAAAUACAUUUUAAACAGUGCCAUUUGUUAAAAUAGCUCAAUUAAGCCACUUAUUGAAUAGUGCCAAAUUAGUUAAUUUAAUUUUUUAAUGAUCUUAAGUGCCAAAAAACAAACUGUUUUAAUCAGAAUGUAUACUUGAAAACUGCGUUUGACUGGUAUCUAAGUUUAAGUUGAUUGAAUUAUGAAACAUUUUUCAUAAAAUAAUAAUUUUUGAUGUAUACGAAAUUUUUAGGUCAAUACGAUUUGGUAAAAGCCCUAUAACGUGUGGUGUUUUUUUUUUAAUAACGAUUUAAAAAAUUAGAUAACUUUCUCCUAACGAAUUUAUUUUAAAAUUACAAAAGUUGUACUUUUAUUAUUUGGUCUAGGGGGCAAUUAAGUUUAUUAGUUUCAAUUUAUACAACAGGUGUACAUUAAAUGGAAAACCAUUAAUAAGGUUUAUGAUACGAUGAUCAGUAUAAUUAUUUAACAUCAUAAACAGUUCAAAAUCUUGUUUCAUACUUAAGAUACGAGAUUAAUAAAAGGUUAGUCUUUAGUGCAAAUUAUAGUCCACGUUUUUAAUCAUAGUAAUUUCACUAACAGUAUCGAUUUUUUUGCAUAAAUUAAAAUUUUAUUAUUCAGUCAACUUAUAACUUGAAUUUGUUUAAAACUGUUAUGAGUAUUAUUUUGUUUAUUAUGUAAUUAAUUAUUUAUGUACAUAGAUAUUUAUAAAUAUAUAUUUUUCAAACAGUGCCAAUACCAACAGUGUAAAUAUACAUUUUGGAAAAUUAUAUUAUUAAAAAUCUCAA